Messenger RNA from Cyprinus carpio (common carp), 3281 nucleotides. Its product is annotated as zinc finger protein basonuclin-1. Gene Ontology annotation, cellular component: nucleus. NCBI's taxonomy places the organism in Eukaryota, Metazoa, Chordata, Actinopteri, Cypriniformes, Cyprinidae. Gene Ontology annotation, biological process: regulation of transcription by RNA polymerase I. The record is from RefSeq and is a predicted model, not a curated record.
AGAGAGUCUCUCCUGACUGCAUUAGGAGCCUCCAGCUUUUGUGAUUCCUUUUGAUCAAAUCUCUGUAAGAGACGUGUGUCAUGCCCUCUUCCAGCCAGCUGUGAGGGGACUGGCCCGCCAUCCAGUGGGGGAGGUUUGGUGUGUGUGUGUGUGUGUGUGAGAGAGAGAGAUCUCCUAAGGUGAGAGGCAGAGAGUUCGACGGGUAGGAGGGUCUCAUUCCACUCCCCAGCGCCCAGUUCCAGCACACACUUAUUCUGGACGUGCUCACACACUCACACGGGCCUGCGGACGAGAGCAGUGAUUGUCGAUUGCAGGAGAAAGUGUGUGUUGUGUGGGUGAGUGUGACUGAACUGUGAGUGAUGGAUCUCUCGCAGUAGAAGGUAGAACUUGUACAGACAGGAGCUGCUGGAAUGGCAAACUUCUCAGAAACACUGGAAACUUCAGUUUGAUCAAAAUGUCUGAGGCUAUUUGCUGCACGGUGGUGAACUGCAACUGUGACAGUUUCAAACCUGGUAAACUGAGGCGGCGUCUCUGUGAGCACUGCAGGCACGGCUGGGUUGCCCAUGCUCUGAGUAAGCUGAAGGUUCAUCACAUGUACCAAGGAAGCCAGGUGGAGAUUGUUCACUCCAAUGUGGUAUUUGAUAUCUGUAGUCUGAUGCUUUAUGGGACGCAGGCAAUUCCAGUGCGUCUCAAGAUCUUGUUGGACCGACUCUUCAGUGUUCUUAAGCAGGAGGAGGUUAUUCAGAUCCUAAAUGCACUGGACUGGACUCUCCAGGACUACAUCCGUGGUUACGUCCUUCAGGAUGUGGCUGGUAAAGUAUUGGACCGCUGGGCCAUAAUGACCUUUGAAGAGGAGAUCGUUACGCUGCAGCAAUUCCUGCGCUUCGGAGAGACCAAGUCCAUCGUGGAGCUCAUGGCAUUGCAGGAUAAAGAGGGACAGGCAGUUGUAGUUCCAACCACAAGGACCAAUUCUGACAUCCGCAGUUUCAUUGAAAGCAGUACGCAGCGGCCUGUGCGUCUGCCGGCUAAAGCUGAAGCACCCGGUUCCAGUAACGGACACCAUUUUGAAACGCUUGUGAACAGUAUGGCCCUCAUGCUGCCACUGCAACUACUGAAUUCUGUUCCGGCACCAUUGCUGAGCUCCAGUACCGAUUCUAGCCACCAGGAGGCACAGACGAGACAUGAGACACCCGAAGUGAGCUGUGAAGGUGCUGGCCCAUUCGACUCAGGCCCCCAUAAGAUCAGAGGACUGCUGCUGGACACCGAAUCUCCAAAGAUGGAGUCAGAAGAGUUUAACAUGAGUGGAAACUCAUCUCCCUCCACGCCUUGCACGCCCUCCAUCACUUCUGAAAUCACACACAUGUCUCCUGAGAACAAGAUGCGGUGUGCAGAGAAGAGCGGAUCCUUGAAGAAGGGCCGUGUGUUCUGCUGCAGUGCCUGUGAGAAGACCUUCUAUGAUAAAGGCACGUUGAAAAUACACUAUAAUGCUGUUCAUCUGAAGAUCAAACACAAGUGCACCAUCGAGGGCUGCAACAUGGUCUUCAGCUCCUUACGCAGUCGGAACAGGCACAGUGCUAAUCCGAACCCGCGGCUGCACAUGCCCAUGAACCGCAAUAAUCGUGACAAGGACCUGCGGGGUGGUCUGAGCCCGAGGCAGGAGGAUGGAGCCGAGGGUGAGAAGAGAGAUUUUGCUGCCAUCCCAGAAAGCAGGACGGUCUCAAGUUUCAUCAUCCGCAACUCAGAGCACAAGCUCCAUGGCUCUUUAUCCAGCAUGAGCCAGAGUGGCAUCCUCUUUCCCAAUCUAAAGACUGUACAGCCUGUGCUUCCCUUUUAUCGAAGCCUGGUGACCCCAGCCGAGCUGGCUCAUACACCAGGCAGCCUGCCCUCUCUCCCGCUUCUGUCUUCCUCAGUGCCUGUGAGCACCUGUCACAUGCAGACCGGCUCGGAGCCGGUGCCCAAAAAGAAGUCUAGAAAGUCCAGCAUGCCUAUCAAAAUCGAGAAGGAUGAGCUGGCAGCAGAGGGCGUGUCCGAGGAGGAGACUCCAGCCCUCAGCCCCUGUACAGACACAGAAAAGUGUGACGUUAGCAGCAUGGGGCAAGAACAUGUGGACUGUGGCUUUCGAUCCGGCCCUGACUCACAGGACAAAGAAUGGGAGAAACUGACUCAGGGUGAAAGUCGUAUCGUUUCACUGUCGUCUACUUCUUUCUUUCACACUAAACAGAAUGAUGAAAAAGAAAGGGAGUCAUCAAAAUGUGAAGAACCAGCAUGCAGUUCGCAGCCAGACCAGCCCUGUGGCCACCGACCUGCCCAUUUCACACACAUGAGUGAAAACUGUGCAGAUGGCUGUAGCGACCCAGAGACCAUAUGUCCAGAUGAUAAAGACGAGCAGGCGCACCCAUGCCAGAUCUGCAGUAAGACAUUUAAAAACGCUUACAGUGUCAAAAUGCAUUAUCGAAAUGUGCACUUAAAGGAGAUGCACAUGUGCACUGUGGAUGGCUGCAAUGCUGCUUUUCCAUCCCGUCGCAGCAGAGACAGACACAGUGCAAACCUGAAUCUGCACCACAGGCUGUUGACCAAAGAUCAUUCAGGAACAUCUUCUCUCCGCAGAGAGCAUCCAGACCUCCUUCACAAAGAGCCCCUCAGCCAGUUGUCUGUCAUCCUCAAAGAGAGUCACCGGACAGGUCUCGUCUACCCCAUGAGUAAAUCGCUAGAGAGAGCAUCUGAGCUAGUAGAGGGCACUGUGGAGAAUGAAGCAGUACUGGACCUGAGCACCAGAGCAAGUGCCCAUUCUUCCUGGGACUCAGACAUGGGCAGUGAGGAAGGGUUUCCCCUAGAGGACAGUGAAGAGAGCUGUGACGGGCUGAGCAUUGGAACGGCCGCGUCUCCACCGUGCCUCAGUCAGCAGACAAAUGGCUCAUCACCCAUCACCUGCCAUCUCUGUCAGAAAGUUUACAGCAACAAAGGCACAUUCAGGGCUCAUUACAAAACGGUGCACCUUCGCCUUCUACACAAGUGCAAAGUUCCAGGGUGUGACACUACAUUCUCCUCUGUUCGGAGUCGCAACAGACACAGUCAGAAUCCAAAUCUACACCGCAAUCUUGCAAUGAAUACCUCCAUGAAUCAAGAGUAGGGCACACACUCAGAGCCAUAUCUCUUAUAUAUACAUAGUCAAAGAUUUACUUCUUACAAUAUGGGUUCAAUAGCACUCCGCUUUUUGUACUGCACAAUCAAGCACAACUGGAAGGACACAAUCAUAUUUAUAAUAAACCCAAUGUCAUUUA